Messenger RNA from Balearica regulorum gibbericeps (East African grey crowned-crane), 942 nucleotides. It is a transcript of the gene TRH, whose product is annotated as thyrotropin releasing hormone. Gene Ontology annotation, biological process: positive regulation of insulin secretion; positive regulation of gamma-aminobutyric acid secretion; eating behavior. NCBI's taxonomy places the organism in Eukaryota, Metazoa, Chordata, Aves, Gruiformes, Gruidae. Gene Ontology annotation, molecular function: thyrotropin-releasing hormone activity. Gene Ontology annotation, cellular component: secretory granule; extracellular region. The record is from RefSeq and is a predicted model, not a curated record.
AUGAGGAAGGAUCCUCAUAAGAGACUUCAAUCCCUACAGCAGUGCCAUAUUUCUUUUUCAGUGUCUGGAAAUAUUGCUAUUAUUGCUAGGUUUGUUUGCUCCAUCCUCCUCCCCUGCUGUUCUCUCUCCCAUGGAAGUUGCAGGAACCCCUGUCCUAUAAUGCCAUCUAUCCAGCUGCCACUGCUACUCCUCUGCCUGACCUUGUGUGGUGUUUGCCUCAAUGAGGGGCAGCCCCUUCCAGAGGGAAGUGAGAACAUGGGAAGCAGUCCCCUGGAUGACAUCCUGCAGAGAUCUGAAAACCUCCUUCUUCAGUCUGUCCUCAAGAAAGCUGAAAAGGAAGAAGAGAUGAAUAAAGAAUCCAAUGCCCCUCUGCCAGAAUGGCUUUCCAAAAGACAACACCCUGGGAAAAAAUACUUAAGUGACCUGCAGAAGAGACAGCAUCCUGGAAAAAGAGAUGUUGAGGAAGAUACAUCUUACGGACACAUUUUGAAGAGGCAGCAUCCAGGGAAAAGAGAGAUAGAAGACAACAUUGAUGGCUAUCUGGAGCUGAAAAAGCGACAACAUCCUGGCAGAAGGUCAUUGUUGGAUCAGCAUGCUGACAUCCCGAGUACACAGCUAACCUACUUGAAUGAGCUAUCCAAAAGACAGCAUCCAGGCAGAAGGUAUCUGAUGUACAAGCACCAGCAUCCUAACAAAAGAGGCUGGAACGAUGAGGUAGACCUAAAUGACCAAUAUGGUGAGAAACACCAGCACCCUGGAAAAAGGCACUGGAAUUCUGACAGCCCAGAUGAUGCAGGCCUGUCCAACUUUCAGGAGUCCUUCACCUGUAACAAAGGCAGCUUGUUGCUUGAUUUAGUAGAAAAUGUUAGCAAAGACAGGGUAGAAAAAAACCGUCAGCACCCAGGAAAGAGAUCAGCAUGGGAGAGUGAAACAGAGGAAUGA